UACACAUACGAACGCAAUUGGCGCGCGCGCGCGCGCGUGCGACGCUCGUACGGAUCGAGGCUCGCGAGAAGGAGCGAGAGCGAGGGAUUUUCCUUUUCUUUUUUCUUCUAACGCGAAAGCGCGCGCGCGCACUCAUAUACACGGUCCCGCGUGCGUUUCCUGGUGCGCGGCCCAGUCGUGCUCCCAGUCAAGCCCAGUCAAGCCAGCUAAAGCCAGCCUGGGCGAGCUUGGUCUCGUGUUUUGUUUCUCGCGCGUGCGAGCGUGUCGACAGUACAAUGUUUCGAGCAUCGCGCGCUUCGUGAGAGAAUCCGAGAGCCUUCGCCAUCUCCCUCAUUCUUUACUGGACGCGGAGGUAAGAAGAGGAAGAAGAAGUAGAAGCAGGGUAAUCAAGGAAGCGAGCGGGAAACGAAAAUUUUCCAACUCUCUCCCUCUCUCUCUCUCUUUUUCUCCCCCUCCUCCAACUCCCUUUCCCCGUGACAAUCCGACGGGUCCACAAGCGUGAGAGAUAGAAGUACAAUCGGAGGACAUCUUCCUCCUUCUCGACUGCAACCCCCCCCUCCUCCCAUCCGCCUUGUGAAUUGCGCGCGAACGGCAUCGCAGGAUGGCAUCGUCCACGGUGGCUGUUCCAUCGGGAGCUGCCUCGGUGCCGACGGUGACGAACGGCAGUGGCAGCGGUGGCGGCGGCAGCAGCGGUGGUGGUGGUGGUAGCAGCAGCAGUGACAGCAGUAGCAACGGUGGCAUCGUCGUCGCGACUGGCACCGAGGAGAUCGACGGCGGCGAUAUAUUUGGCGAACGGAGUAACGUCAACUCCGUUGGUGGCUACAACAACAGCGGAAACCCCGGUGAUGCCCUGGAGGAGAUGGCGUGUGGCAACGGAGAGGCUAAUAAUCAGGGCUGUGCCCUGUGUAUGAGCAAGCUGUGCUCCCCUAGAGUACUCUCCUGCCUGCACGUGUUUUGUGAAGCAUGCCUGGACAAGCUGCUCAUGGACGAAGCUGGGGAUUCCAAGGUGGGCUCCGUUAUAAGCUGCCCUGUAUGCCAUCAAGAGACUUCCGUUAGUUCUAAGGGCGCCGCGUCGCUCACAUGUGACUAUGUUCUCACCAAUAUAUUGGAUAUGUCCGCUAUCGAGAACAUGGCAGUACUAUGUACCUCCUGCAAGGCCAAAGAGAGCGCCGUGGCACGUUGCUCGGAUUGCGCCAAUUUCCUGUGCCCAAAUUGCAACACGGCGCAUCAAUUCAUGCGCUGCUUCGAGCAUCAUAAAGUAGUUGCCUUUGAAGAUUUGAAGCAAUCCAACGAAGCUAUCCCAAUACACAAGCCAAUCUUUUGCGAAUGUCAUCCUGCUGAGAAUAUGAAGUUUUACUGUCAUACAUGCCAGGAACCUAUUUGCAAUGAGUGUUUGCUUGUGGAACACAAAGCACCAGAGCAUCAAUAUGAACGACUGACAGAUGCAGAACCACGACAAAAAGAAGAAAUAAUUAACCUGAUGACUGAAAGCAAAACAAAAAUUACUGAAUGUGAUCAGGUUACAGUACAACUGGAAAAUGCACUUAGUGAGCUGCAAGUACAACACGAUCAAGCAAAAGAUUUAAUUAUGGAAACUUUUCAAAGUUACAAGGCCAUACUAGAGAAAUGUAAAGACAAUGCUUUAAGUGAACUCGAAAAAUUGCAUUCAAACAGAGAACUUGAAAUUAUGGAUGCUUUUCAUAGUGUUGAAAAGACUGCAGAAAAAAUAGAAGACGCUUGUCAUUUUACCUCAAGAUUGUUAGAACAUGGCGAUGCAGUGGAAAUCUUAGCACUUCGGCGUAUUGUAGGAGCACAGUUGAUGAACUUAAUAAAAAAUACACCAAAACAUAAUGUAACAUUCUCUAUUGAAUUUCAAACCGACUAUAAUCAAUUUGAGAAAACUGUAAAGGAAGUGUUUGGAAAAUUUCAUACUGAAAGUACACUAGAAGUGAAACCUCGUCCUGAACCAAUCUCAACAGUAUCGGGUGUCUCUACAAAUCAGCAAAUAGUUCAUACCACUUCAAUGGGUUGUCCAAGUUCUAUCAGCACAAGUUCUCCCAUUUCACUUCCCACAUCUAUGCAAUCCUCUUUUGAAGGUGAACCUUCAUUCAUUAUUCCACCGACUUCAAGUCCUCAAAAUAUCCCACCUCCUCCACCACCUGUACCUCUUCCACCAGGUUCGGUUCCUAUUCAUGGAUUCACUAGCAUUCAAGAAUAUAAUCUACAACAGCUGGCCAGUUUAGCAGAGAAAGUAGAGAUGGUAGGCGAUACUGGUGUAGUUGGACCUAGCUCGAAUCCUAGUCCAACUCCGUCCUUUACUUUGGCAGAUUUAUUUGCUGGAGAUCUAAGUUCUACAAGCCAUGCCAUUAAUAAUCUACAAGCUCUUGCAAAAUUAGGAAAUACUCUUGGUAAUCAAGACCUAAUUCCAUACAUUUCCCGAUUUUCCCACAAAUUCACAGAUCUUGGAAAUACCACCAUUAAUGGUGGCGGUGGAUUAGUAUUGGGACGUGGACCUUCACCAGCCAUUGUAGAUGCCCCAAAUUUGGGUCCUUUGGCUGCCAAUAGUCUAUUAAAUGGAGGAUUUCAAUCAUUGUCCUCUUCCACUUCGCCGAUACUUUCACAGGGUGCUGAUGACUUAAUAGGUGAUUCUAUGCAUAAUAUGCCUGUAGUAGGAAAUACUGUUGCCAAUCAUGUAACCGGAUCAGGAACAGGGAAUUAUCCUGCUCAUCCAAGAACCCAGAAUACAAAAUUAACGCCUAUGCAUAUCCGAAGCAAAUUUGGACAAUUAGGUCCCAGUAAAGGGCAAUUUAAUUCGCCUCAUGGAUUUUGUCUGGGGACUGAUGAGGAUAUUAUCGUUGCAGACACAAAUAAUCAUAGAAUUCAGAUUUUUGAUAAGACUGGUACCUUCAAAUUUCAAUUUGGUGUUCCUGGUAAAGAAGAGGGACAAUUAUGGUAUCCUAGGAAAGUAGCCGUUAUGAGAAAUAAUGGCAAAUUUGUUGUAUGCGAUCGUGGAAAUGAACGAUCUCGAAUGCAGAUAUUUACAAAGAAUGGCCACUUUAUAAAGAAGAUCGCUAUUCGUUACAUCGAUAUCGUAGCUGGCCUAGCUGUUACCAGUCAAGGUCAUAUUGUGGCUGUUGACAGUGUGUCGCCAACUGUGUUCGUAAUCAGUGAUACAGGAGAUCUUUUGAGGUGGUUUGAUUGUAGUGACUAUAUGAGAGAACCAAGUGAUAUUGCUAUCAGUGGCAAAGAAUAUUUUGUUUGCGACUUUAAAGGACAUUGUGUUGUGGUGUUCAACGAAGAGGGUAAAUUCCUGCGUCGCAUUGGCUGUGAGAAUGUAACAAACUUCCCGAACGGGAUUGAUAUUAGUGAUGCAGGAGAUGUAUUAAUUGGGGAUUCACAUGGUAAUCGUUUCCAUGUAGCUGUCUUCUCCAGAGCGGGCUCUUUAAUAUCAGAAUUUGAAUGUCCAUAUGUGAAGGUGUCUCGAUGUUGUGGAUUGAAAAUAACUUCGGAAGGGUAUAUUGUAACACUGGCCAAAAACAACCACCAUGUCCUUGUAUUAAACACUCUUUAUAUAUUGUGAAGUGGCAUCAGAUGAGUAAGUAUGUUAUAACUUCCUUCUGCAAAUGGAAACUUCUUUGGAAACUCCUCUCAACGAAAGAUGGAAAAGGCAUGCCCAAGGCAUUACGUUCGAAUAUUGGGCCUAUCGAAGCAAUAGAAACAAGUGCAGCAUGCAGCUUUAAUAGUUGUAAAAAUAUAAUGCGUCCCCGUUUUAUGAAAGUAACAAUGUUGAAAACAAAAAAAAAAGCAGAAAGGUAAUGUACGUCUCCGACCAAACAGUAUAAUAGUAACUUAGCAAUUUGCAUUUUGGUAAACUGCCAAAGUAAAUUAAAUUAACUAAGUGGAACCAGUUAUAAAGAGAGAAGCAGUUAGCUAUAUCAACCAAUAAGCAACCAACCAACGAGUUGGAUCGCUUGUAGUAGAGAAAGCAAUUUAUAAUGGCCUUCCGUCAAAAUUGGUUGUUGUACAUCAUUUUUGACAUGUCAGUAUUUUAAGUAUGUUUAUAAAUCAAAUUAUUCUAGUCUCCGACGAGCACUUUCUAUACACUGGUUUCGAUUCGUGCUCGGAAUAAGACGUUCUCGUCCUGAUUUUUUAUUAAUCAAGGAUGUUUGUCUUCUUAGUCCUAACUGAUGCUUCAAGAGAGAUGCAUAUAAAUGCACAGAUUACGUUUAAAAAGUUUUCCUUUAAGAGCUUCUAAGUAACUAAUAAACUCAGCAGGAUAAAUUUCACGAUGAAAGGAUCAAAAUUUUUCGCUUAACAGAAAAAAGGAAAAAAAAGAACGUUGCAUGCUGCGAGGUAGUUGGUAGUACUUCCUGCUCUUAUCAUAUCGUAUUUCUAAAGAAGAGAAUGAAACAAUACUCCUCACUGCAGCAGGCACGAAGCUUAAUAAGAGCUAUGUUCCUGAUUUCUUUCUGCGCGUUUGAAAAUGAUAGUUGAGAACAUAAUAUAAAAACAACGUUAAUGUGCAAGGAAUAGAUUAUGGUAUGUUGAAAAUCAAACAUUUAAUAUCUUAUAUAAAAAGUGUCCUACAGAAAAGAUACUUUGAGCGUAUUAAAAAAAAAUGAAAUAAUUAUUUACACUUACGAGACAAACGAGUAGAUCCCAUUUGUGCAUUGUUAAAAUUAGACGAGACACAUAAUGGUUACAAUAUUUACUCAGGAUGCUUUAUUAUGGUCCAUCAUAUGAAUACGACGUAUAUGCGUGUGUGAAUUAUUGGUUCGUGGUGCUAGUGAAUAAUGUAUCCAUACCAUGUAAAUGUAUUUGUUAUAAAAUUACAGAAAUCGUUCCCGCGCAUUUUUUACAAUGCAGGGGAACGAUUUUGUGUAAUAUAUUAUAUAAGAUUCGUAAGUACAUAAUAUAUACCACCGGUAUAUCAUAUAGGGACGAUACUUUAUCUAUGUAAAAAAAAAAGGAAAUAACGUACAGUUUGCUAAACAACCUCUAUUUAUGUAUAUAUUAACAUAAUACAUGAAAAAGAAAAAACCACAUAAGACACAUACAUAUAUAGAAAUACACAUAUUUUUUAGGGUUGUUUACAUGAUCAGCCUUAAGAUUUGAUUGAACUAAAAUGCAAUGUGUAUACAACAUAUACAUCGGAUAUUUGGCAGAUUGCUACACUGUGUUACCUUACAUUAUCUACAAUAACGUUUAAUUAUAAAUACUAUCUUGCCAUACCAAAUGCUAGGUAGCACAUCCAUAUAUACAUAUAAUUAUAUAUAUAUACAUACAUAUAUAUAUAUAUUUAUACUUGACUAGCUUUAUCAAAUUCGUUUGCAUACAGGAAAUUAUAUCGAUAAUGUCUGGUUUCAUUACUCGUGUGAAGCAAAUGAUAAAAAUUUAGACAAACGAGAAACAAAAAAGGGCAGUACUAGGAGGCUAUUUUAAAGUUCGCGCAUAACAUCGGCAUUUGUAGUAAAUUGCACGAAGCCUACAUACAUACACCUAAGCUAAUCAGUCGUACUCAUCUCUCGUGUAACGUUAGAAGUUUUAAUUUUAUAUAUAAAAAGAAAAAAGAAA
Molecule: messenger RNA, 5574 nt
Organism: Trachymyrmex cornetzi
Lineage: Eukaryota; Metazoa; Arthropoda; Insecta; Hymenoptera; Formicidae
Product: B-box type zinc finger protein ncl-1
Exons: 10
Coding region: 602-3580 (992 amino acids)
Cellular component (GO): nucleoplasm
Molecular function (GO): ubiquitin protein ligase activity; zinc ion binding; protein binding
Source: RefSeq, a predicted model, not a curated record